Messenger RNA from Pelodiscus sinensis (Chinese soft-shelled turtle), 2511 nucleotides. The record is from RefSeq and is a predicted model, not a curated record. Lineage: Eukaryota; Metazoa; Chordata; Testudines; Trionychidae.
UAAAGAUGAAGAUACAUGUUUUUAAAAAUCCCACAAGCCACCUACCUGCAUGUUUAGACACCUAAAGGCCUUUUUAAAAAUACCCUAACUCUUCAGGGCCUUAUUCUAGAACCACUGUUAGUGCUGAGCAGUAAGUUACCAUACAAGUAUUCUUACUGAAAUUAAUGUGACAAAGUGCCAACCAAGGUAUUACUUAAUAUGAACAAAAUGGCAGAACCAAAAUCUUAAUGUUACAAGUGAAUUAUGAUGUAUGAGUUUUAUAGAGACAAAUUUCUUGCAACUAGGUGGCUGCAUUGCAUGGACGAAUAGAGGAGAUUGUGGAGGUGGCUGCAAUGUGUGGGGUGAAUGUAAUCUGCUUUCAAGAGGCCUGGACUAUGCCCUUUGCAUUCUGUACAAGAGAGAAGCUACCAUGGACUGAAUUUGCUGAAUCAGCAGAGGCUGGUCUGACAACAAGGUUCUGCCAGAAGCUGGCAAAGAAACACAAUAUGGUUGUGGUGUCUCCAAUUCUGGAGAGAGAUGAUGUACAUGGAGGAACUUUGUGGAACACUGCAGUGGUGAUUUCAAACUCUGGAUCAGUCCUUGGGAAGAGCAGGAAAAAUCACAUUCCAAGGAUUGGAGAUUUCAAUGAGUCUACUUACUAUAUGGAGGGCAACACAGGGCAUCCUGUGUUCCAGACUCAGUUUGGAAGGAUUGCUGUGAAUAUCUGUUUUGGGCGCCAUCAUCCCCUCAACUGGCUCAUGUACAGUCUAAAUGGAGCAGAGAUUAUCUUUAACCCUUCAGCCACUACUGGAGAGCUCAGCGAGUCACUGUGGCCAAUUGAAGCUAGGAAUGCAGCUAUUGCUAACCACUGUUUUACAUGUGCCAUUAACCGAGUGGGAACUGAAUACUACUUGAACGCAUUUACAUCUGGAGAUGGUAGGAAUGCCCACCAUGACUUGGGAUAUUUUUAUGGCUCGAGUUAUGUGACUGCACCAGAUGGCAGUCGGACACCGGGACUGUCGCUUUGUGUGACUGAAGUAGAUCUAAACCUUUGCAGGCAAGUUGGUGACAAAUGGAGUUUUAAGAUGACUGGUAGAUAUGAGAUGUAUGCAGAGGAACUCAUGAAGGCUGUCCAGCCUAACUUUAUACCCAAUAUUAUUAAAGAGUAAUAACUAUGUCGAUGUCCUCUGGUAGGCGAUCUCUCAUACUAAGCAUCUCCUUCAAAAAACAAAAGUGAUUUAUGUAUGUUAGUCUGCAAAAUUUGCCAUCUUCUACUGUCUUACAGUUGAUACUGAAACUUGGCAAAUACAGGUGCAAUGACUGCCAGUAAAAAGUUGUUAUAUAUUUUGAUAAAGCAGCAAUUUAGGGAACCUGCUUUACUGCAAAAUGAUGAACAAAUGAUAGAGAGCUGCCUGAGGAACUCACCUGGCCAGAUUUAGUUUAAAUUCUGAAAUGUACAUUAAAUUGUAUGGAUGGGUCUAGACUGGCAAGAUUUUGCGCAAAAGCAAAUGCUUUUGCGCAAAAACUUGCCAGCUGUCUACACUGGCCGCUUGAAUUUGUGCAAGAACACUGACGUUCUAAUGUAAGAAUUCAAUGCUUCUUGUGCAAAUACUUUGAUGCUCCCGCUUAGGGAUAAACCCUCUUGCACAAGAAUAAUUGCGCAAGAGGGCCAGUGUAGACAGGCACCUUAAUUUUUUGCACAAGAAAGCCCGAUGGCUAAAAUGGCCAUCUGAGCUUUCUUGCGCAAAAGCGCGUCUAUACUGGGCACGGAUGCUUUUGCGCAAAUCUAGACAUCCGUGCCAAUCUAGAUGCUCUUUUGCGGAAAUACUUUUAACGGAAAAACUUUUCCAUUAAAAGUAUUUCCGCAAAAUCAUGCCAGUCUAGACACAGCCCAGAAGUGUUGGCAAAAGGUGAUACAGCAUGAAGAAACCCAUCUGGUCUUGAGGAAAUACUAGUGCACUUUCCUUACAUGCUUUGUUUCAGUGGGAUAAAAAUGUCAACACUUGAGGUGUGUCUAAACUUCCCCCUUAGCUCGAAUAAAGCUAUGCAAUUUGCAAAUUGGGUAGCUUAUUUCAAGUUAAUUUUGAAAUAGCUUAUUUCGUAAUAAUUUCAAAAUAAACCACUAUUCCAAAAUACCCCUUAAUCAUCAUGGAACAAUGUUUACAGGGGUGUCAGAAUAGAGCACCUGUUAUUUCAAAAGAGAUUUUGAAAUAAUGGGCGUGUUGUCAAGACACAGAAUAACUAUUUCGGGUUAAUGGAAGUAUCUUGAAAUAGCGUUACUGUGUAGAUGUACACUUAGAGGGUUUGUUUGGGACCUUCUGACACAUGUAGUCUCUUUUUCUUUGGAUGCAUAAUCAGUCAUAGAGUAUCAGGAAUGCAAGCAUUGACUCUGGUACUUCCCAAAAGGAAGCACUAGUAAUGUAACAUUGUUAAAAGUGGCUGACUGUCCUCGCUGUCACAUAGAUGUAAUUUGUAAAAUCAUGUUUCUGAAAAGUCAGAAAUGGCUCUAAAUAAAAACUGCCAUCAACUAUU